AUGACUACGGUAACCAACAACAUUCUGCAAGGAAAAAGUAUAGCCGAUACUGUUUCGAAAAUGGAAUCUGGCGAGUGUCUAAACAUGAACUCAAUAGAAAAUUUGUCAUCAUACCAUUGGAAACUACUAAAAUUGAAGGGUCGAUUGGAUACUAUUACCGAACGUAUGACAAAAAGAAAAAGUGGAACAUUGGAACCGUAUACUACAUACAUGGAUGAAGAUUCCACGGAUAAAAUUGAUAAAUUUUUGUUAAUGAGUCAAGUAAAACCAUUGGAGUCAGAUGAUGAUGAUAUGGACUUAGAUAAAAUUAUAUAA
Molecule: messenger RNA, 315 nt
Organism: Macrosiphum euphorbiae (potato aphid)
Lineage: Eukaryota; Metazoa; Arthropoda; Insecta; Hemiptera; Aphididae
Source: the annotation of a GenBank genome assembly